Messenger RNA from Cuscuta campestris, 2190 nucleotides. The record is from the annotation of a GenBank genome assembly. NCBI's taxonomy places the organism in Eukaryota, Viridiplantae, Streptophyta, Magnoliopsida, Solanales, Convolvulaceae.
GUGGACUUCGUCUUUGUCGUCCUCGUUCGAGACCUCCUCCAAAAUUUCCCCAAAACCUUCCUAUCCCUAGCAAACUUUGGAGAAGGGAGUGAGAAUUGAGGCUGGAAGUCCGAGACAAACACCUUGAAGACCUAGAAUUUCGCGCGAGGACUCGGUCUCCACGCCACCAGAGAGAAGCGGUGACUAAGCCGGAGGAGAGGAAUGUCGUCGACGCUACUUGAAGUAACCCGCGCGUCGCACGAGGAGAUAGAGCGGCUCGAGCGGGUCAUCGUUAAGGAUCUCCAGACCGAGCCGGCCACCAAUAAGGACCGCCUCUACCAGAGCCACCGCGUUCGCAACGUUAUUGAGAGAAUCAUUGACACCACGCACAGACUUGUCGAUAUCUAUGAAGAUAAAGACGGGGCGCGGAAGGAUGAGAUUGCGGCUCUGGGAGGACAAACUGCUACUGGAAGUAACAUGUACAGUGCUUUUUAUGACAGAUUAAAGGAGAUACGUGAAUACCAUAGACGGAAUCUUGGUGCACGUGUUGUUGACACCAGUGAUGAGUAUGAACAACUUCUCAAGCAUGAACAACCGAUUACGUUUAGUGGGGAAGAAGGGCAUGGGAGAUACCUUGAUUUGCACGUGCUGCAUGGUGAAUAUAUCAACUUAAAAUUUGGUGAGCCAAUUGAAUAUACUGCUUAUCUUGAGGUCUUCUCCAAACCACAAUUAAUUCCACGCAAACAGAAGUCAACAAGGCAGUACAUGGAAUAUUUGGAGAAGCUACUUGAGUAUUUGGUAUAUUUUUUUCAACGGACACAGCCUUUGCAGGAUAUUGAAAAGAUAUUUUCGAAGCUAGUUGGUGAAUUCGAAGAGCAGUGGACAAAUGGCAAAUUCGAAGGAUGGGGGAAUGAUUAUCAGGAAAAUGGUAGUGCUCCAAUGGAUCAUACUGUGAUUGAUCUUGACUAUUAUAAUACGGUUGAAGAAUUGAAGGAAGUUGGCCCUGAUAAGCUAAAGGAGGCACUAGCUGCUCUAGGAUUGAAGUCAGGAGGUACCAUCCAGCAGCGUGCCGAAAGACUUUUUCUUACAAAGCAUACACCUCUUGAAAACUUGGACAAGAACCAUUUUGCAAAAGGCACUCAAGGUUCAAGGCAGAAUGGUGGUAUUGCUCUUCCACAAGUGAACAGAGAUGCAAAAGAUGUUGCAUUUAUGGAAGCAAAAUUAAGAAAGCUGUGUGAUCUAAUGGAGGAGACAAUAGUUCUUACCAAGGAAAAUGUUGAGAAGAAACAGGCUCAGACUUAUGGGGAAAGGGAGGCAGAACGGGAAGAGGAAGAAGAACAAGCAGAGUUAGAGAGCGAUGAUGAAGAUCAGCAAAUUUAUAACCCCUUGAAGUUGCCGAUGGGAUGGGACGGUAAACCUAUCCCUUACUGGUUAUAUAAACUUCAUGGGCUUGGUCAGGAAUUCAAGUGUGAGAUCUGUGGGAACCACAGUUACUGGGGUCGUAGAGCUUACGAACGACAUUUCAAGGAAUGGAGGCAUCAACAUGGAAUGCGAUGCCUUGGCAUCCCAAAUACAAAGAACUUCAACGAGAUUACAUCUAUUGAGGAAGCAAAACAACUAUGGGAGAGAAUCCAGGAGAAGCAAGGAGUUAACAAAUGGCGCCCGGAUCUUGAGGAAGAGUAUGAAGACCAAGAAGGAAACAUCUAUAACAAAAAGACAUACACAGAUCUGCAACGGCAGGGUUUGAUUUAGAGGUGAGGAGGUCAUUUAAUAGCCUGAAUGGUUUGACAAUUUGGUAACAACUAAAUCUAGUUAUGUUACUCUGUCCUACUAUCUACUUUUUACUUUUCAGAAACCAAAGGCACCAUGUCUCAUGAUGUUAUCUUGCAGUUUUUCUUCAGCUUAGGCAUUAAUUCCAUUUGGUGCAUGAGGCUGGGGAAAGUUUGUAUUGUGUUGUGGUAGCACUGUAUAAAGCCUGUUCCCCAGUGCACAUGACAUGCAUGAGGCAUAUUUUGUCUAUACCUGGAUGGUGAAGUCAAGGAUUUAAGUUUUUUGUGAAUUUCUUUUUUCUAUGAAUGAAUAGGUCGCGGAUUUAUAUCAAUCUCUCAAGUCAAAUCCAAAUUCGGAUCCAAUUGUAUUAGAUUAGAUCAACAUUCGAUUCAGAUCGGAUCAAAUUUGGAUUAAGAGAUCCAAUUAACAUUUUAGUGCUAU